AAACUCGCGUGUGACCGUUUGGACUAACCGCCUCGACGACAACAAUGAAAACCAAACACACACAACAAACUCCUGUGUAAAGUGCGCCGAUCGAAUUGUGACAGCGCCACCUGGCGAUAAUCGACGUCACCGACGAGAGCGCGCCCCAGUGAGCAAAAAAAGAAAUCGGGGAAAAAAAAUACCAAAACCCGCGAAGGACAGGCAGCGCCGCCUAGCGGCGACCGCACCUCGCGAUCGCGGGACGGACAUGCGACGAGACCCCCCGCUGCAUCGCCGGCGCCACCUACGCUGACGUCGCCGUCGCCAUGGCGCACAACGCAAACUCGUCGUCGUUGCCGCGGCGAUGCGACAGCCCGCCGCGGACAGGGCUUGCGAGCGGCGGCAGCAUCACGCCCGUGUCGACGGACACGCCGCGUAAAGGCAAGUACAUCCUCGCUCGCGUCGUCAUGCUCGACGACACGGAGGGCCUGUUCAAGGUGCCGCAGAAGGCUCUGGGGAAGGUGCUCUACCAGCAGGUGUGCAAGAACCUGAACUUGUUGGAGAGCGACUAUUUCGGGCUGGAGUUCACGGAUUUGCUCGGGAACCGCUGCUGGCUGGACCUCGACAAGGCCUUCUGGAAACAGGUGUGCGGACUCCCCACGCUUCGCUUCAACUUUGCCGUCAAGUUCUACACGCCGGACCCGGGCCAGCUGGAGGAGGAGUACACGCGCUACCUGUUCGCGCUGCAGAUAAAGCGCGACCUGGUGACGGGCGCAAUGCCGUGCAACGACGCCACCGCCGCCCUCCUCGCGUCCUACGUCGUGCAGGCCGAGUGCGGGGACUUCACGAGCGAGGACUACCCGGAUCAUUCCUACCUCUCGCACUACAAGUUCGUUCCGCAUCAGUGCGACGAUCUCGAGCGACAGAUCAUGGACAAUCACCGCCGGCACGUCGGGCUGUCGCCGGCGGACGCUGACUACAUGCUCCUGGACAUCGCGCGCAAGGUCGAGUUGUACGGCGUGAAGGUUCACUCCGCGCGCGACCACGAGGGGGUUCCGCUGAACCUCGCCGUCGCUCACCUCGGGUUGCACGUGUUCCAGCAGUUCACGAAGAUCAACACGUUCUCGUGGGCGAAGGUACGCAAGCUGAGCUUCAAGCGGCGGCGCUUCCUCGUCAAGCUGCACCCGGAGGGACACGGCUACUACAAGGACACGGUCGAGUUCUACUUCGACGACCGCGACCGCUGUAAGAACUUCUGGAAGAAGUGCGUCGAGCACCACGCGUUCUUCCGCUGCGCAACGGUCGCGCGCAUCCCGCGGCGACGGAAGACGCUGCUCAGCAAGGGAUCGCAGUUCCGCUACAGCGGUCGCACGAUGAAGGAGAUGGUGGACGACGUGCGGGACGGCUACGUGAAGCGCGCGCCGUUCGCGCGCACUCUCAGCGGACGCACGUCUCGAAGUCUCGGACAUCUCGGCGGCGGCGGCGGGCCCGCGCCGCGGAUCAACGCCGCGCUCAUCCAGACGAGCGGGGCGUCGCACCACCUGGUGGCGGCGGCGGGAAGCGACGUGACGACGCCGCGGAGCGAGCGCGGCGGGGACUUUGCGAGCGCGAGCAGUAGGGAGGUGACCCCGGCGCUGACCCCGUCCACCCCGCCGCCGCGCAUCGAGAUGCUGCCGCCGCAGAGACUGCCUGAGGCGCGCGGCCUGUCCCCGAGCCCACCGCCACCGCGCCGCGAGAGCGCGUCCAGCCCAGAGGUGGCGCCACCGGGCACCGUGACGGCCGACGUCGAGGAGGGGGCGCCGCCGUCGCCGGACGAGUCGCCGCGGAAACAGCCGAACGUGCCUUCGCGACCGGAGAUUCCAUACAUCCCGCCCCCGGAUGUGCCGCCGCCGCCGCCGUCCGAGCCGGAAUUCGAGCAGCAGCAGCAGCAGUGGCGUCAGCAGCUGCAGCAGCAACAGCAGCAACUCUACCAACAGCAGCAGCAACAACAACAGCAGCAGCAGAAUCGGCAGGAGGCGGAGAACGAAGUGCAGGACGAAAAGAACGAGGAGGACGAGGAGCAGGAGGAGGUCAAGCAGAAAGAACCGAGCAGCAAGGAGGAGGAGAUCCACGCACUGAAGGAGAACGACAACGCCCACAACGCCCACAACGGGGCGCCACCUACCGCGUCGUCGCCCUCUCCGCUGCACGUGAUCCCGCACGAGCCCCCGGCCGUGCCCCUCAAGCGCAAGGCCUACCCGCACGACCGCUCCUACUACAUGUGCAAGGAGCUGCUAUCGACCGAGCGGACGUACCGCACCGACCUCGAGGUCAUCACCGUCGCUCUCCGCCGCGAGAUGGCGCCACUAGACGACGCGGCGGCGCUCGGCACCAUCGUCUCGCUCGUCGAACCGAUCCACCGCGUCCACUGCGCCGUCAUGAAGGAACUCGAGGCGCGCCUCGCCGCGUGGGAGACGCGUCCGGCAGGGGGCGCCGCCGCGGUGUGCAACCGCGUCGGCGACGUCUUCCUCACCCGGCUCGACCUCGACGCGUACGCCACCUACCUGGACGCUCUCGCGCCCGCGCUGUCUGCGCUCGACGCCGCGUGCCGCGCCGGUGGCGCCCUCGCGCGGUUCCGGCGCGCGUUCGAGACGCGCCGCGACUGCUACCUCCCGCUGAACCUGCUCGCGGUGAAACCGGCGCAGCGGCUGCUGCACUACCGCCGCGUGCUGGAGACGAUGCUGCACUACUACGGCGCGUCGCACGCGGACGCCGCCGACCUCCGCGCGGCUCUCGCCGGCGUCACGGCGACGCUCGACGCUCGCGCGGACGCGCGCCGAGCCUGCGACAAUCUCGUCAAGCUGAUCGAGGUUCAGCGUGACCUCGGCGGCGUGGACGGGGUCGUGGACGCGCGGCGCGCGUUCGUGCGCGAGGGGUGCAUGCAGAAGUUCUCGAAGCGCGGGUACCAGCAGCGGAUGUUCUUCCUGUUCUCGGACGCGCUGGUGUACGCGAACCGCACCUCGCAGCCCUACCUGCAGUUCAAGGUUCACGGGCAGCUGGCGGUGCGCGGCAUGGUCGUCGAGGAGACGCCGGAGUCGCGCGUUGCCGUGCCGCACUGCUUCGCGCUCUACAACGGCAGCCGGGCGAUCAACGUCGCCGCGAGCAGCGAGGAGGAGAAGUACCGCUGGGUGGAGGACAUCAACCGCGCGAUCGCUGCGGCGGGGCGGGACGACGACGCCGCCGCGCGUCCCCCCGCGCUGCGUCUCCGUGACGACGCAGACGACGGACGCGGGGGCGCGGGCGACGACGACACGCCGGAGGCUCGCGAGCGCAGCUUCCAGCAGCGCGGCAACACGUCGACGCACGUCUGCUGGCACCGCAACGCGAGCGUCGGUGCGCGCGAUUACCGCCGCGCCGCCGCCGCGCAGCUCAGCGGAUACCUCCUCCGCAAGUUCAAGAACUCGGACGGCUGGCAGAAGCUGUGGGUCGUCUUCGCGAACUUCUGCCUCUUCUUCUACAAGACGUUCAACGACGACGCGCCGCUCGCGAGCCUCCCGGUGCUCGGCUACGCGGCGUCGACGCCCGAGCCGUGCGACGCCAUCCAGAAGGACCUCGUCUUCAAGCUGCAGUUCAAGAACCACGUCUACUUCUUCCGCGCGGAGAGCGAGUACCUCUUCGGCCGCUGGAUGGAGGUGGUGGGCAGCGCGACGCAGGCCGCGACGCCGCACGACCGGGCGUACGGAGGAGGGGGCGGAGGGGGAGGCGGAGGAGGUCUCGACUCGUAUUUCGACUCCGACUACUGAGCGAGGCAGCGAGUGUUUCCUUCCAUAGCCGCGAUGCAGCAUGGUCGUCUAUUGUCGCGGACAUCGGGCGACGCGAUGGUGUCGCAGCAUGUUGCAGCGCGCACGUGCGUGGUCCUGCCGAUGCCGCGCGUCCUUCCAUAACCGCGAUGAGGCGGCGUGGUGUCCGUAGCCGUGUGCGCGCACGCAGCGCGGUGGUGUCGUGUCAUGUCGUAAUGACGCGCAGCGACCGCCAGGUGGCAUCGGAGUCGUGUCGCGUGCGCGCUUGACCACCAGGUGGCGCUGUGCUCGUCCGGCGCACCCGAAUCGCGGGCGGACCAGACCGAAAGCCGCGAUGUGUUUCCCGCGCGUGUUCAUUCUGUAAGUGCUUCCAUAGUCUGACAACGCGCGUGUGUAAGGAAGCGCGCUGCCCGCGGCAACCGUUGCCGGGCGGAGCAGUCGACAAGCAGACGCGCGACUGCUGCUAGUGGCGCAACCUGCAGAGACAGUGAGUGUGAAUCCACCGCCUCGCACGCAUGAUUACCGACGAUGACGAUGAUGUGUGUGUUCGCGUGUCCGCAGCCGCGUGUAGGACGACCCUCUAGGUGGUGGCGGCGGGUCACGGACGAGCGUGCCUGCCUGUAAGAAAGGCAACUCUAAAGUCCCAGUCCCAACGCCCGGUGUUGGUCCAGUGUUGGUCUCAACACUGGACUGGGACCACCCAGUGUUGGGUGGUCUGGCCCAACCGAGGUUGGUUGGACCUGGGUGGUGGCCCCACCUGGGUGGUUGGACUGGCCCCAGCCAGUGUUGGCCCCAGUGCCCAAGCCUCUCCUGAGGGCAGAGGAAUUCACGGAGCCGUGCGAAAGAAUGUUCGGUUCGUCUGUGACCUCCCCGCCCCUUCUUUUGCCGGGAGACGCAGUCGUUUGUCAGUGAGAAGGAACGAUGCGUUCGUGUGCGACCGUUCUCUCUCCCACGGAGAGACCAAUCGUGACAGUGCAACGAAAUGUUCUGUUGAUCCGCAACCCCCUCCCUCCUUCUGCUGCGAAAUAAAUCGUGUGGCCGUGGAAAGGAAUGUGUCUUCCGUCACGUGUGACUGCCCGCCCUUCUCCCGCGGAGAGACACGAAUUGUGACCGUGGAAAGGAAGGUUCCCAUCACGUGUGGCGCGACCUCUCUCCUUCUGCUGGAAUACAAAGCGAAACUCGCGCAAAGGAAUGUUGUGUGAUCCGUGGCUAUGCUUGGUCAGACAAAAUCUGUCAGCCCAUCAGGUCCUGCAGGUGGAAAUGCGAAACUAACCCUUUCUUCCCCCUCCCUGCCAUCACCCCAAUUUGAUUCAACGUCACCCCUGUCAUAUCUGUAGAAGGCAUUGAGUACAUUCCAGGAGAUAGGACUAAGGCUGAUUAAUGUAGUUGAUGCUACUAGGGUCAGCACGAUCUGUCUCUGUAGUUCGUUACGAUUGCGGUGCCUCCAACGUCUUCAUUUUUACCUUGGUCCUAUUUCUGCGUGAAGUCAAUGUCCGGAAUUCCAGGUGGUUUUUCGGACUUUUUAAACCCGUUCGUAUUCCGGUAAGCAUGCAAUGCAACAAACCUCUACUCUGUUCGUGUCACCAUGCCUGCCAACCUUAUCGAUGACUCAAUCUGACAUUGGUUGGCACAUUUAGCCGCGAGAAAUGGACAACUGUGCGACAUAAUUCUCGCGUUUGGUUCGGCGAGGGUCCGUGUGAGUCCCACCACCCGCGUGAAAGUUGGAGGUAGACGCUGUCAGGCGAUGCAUGCUGUAAUUUUCGCGAGAUGUGAGAUCGGGAGUAUUGCUGGUCACGCGCGUUGACCGGGAGUGAUAGGUACACGGCCUGUGCACUGCCUGCCUCUCUGCUCUCACGUUGCCCUAUGCACUACCCCUACACUGAACCCGCUACCACACGCUGCACUACCACCACCCACGUUAUUCUCAGGGUCGUUGUCUGGCAAGGUGCACACCAUGCUACCAACGCAGAGUAUUUUUUACUGAUCGUACUUAGGAGCGCCGAAACGCGUUUUCUACUCGGAUCUCAUGACGUGGCUCCACCUGGCGGACCCCGAGAGAGCGUUGCCACGGCGACCGUCGGCGGGCGUCCGGAACACGAUGCGAGAUUCUCCCGCGCGGUUUUAGACGUUCCCCAAUGCAUUUACUUUCCACGGAAUCGGGAGAGGAGAGCAGCGAGGCGCGGCAUGGGGCGGCAGUCUCAUUCGUUCCUGUAUAUAUACUUAUAUCGAUAGCGGUGGCGAGUUUUGAGACGAGUUUUGGGGUUUUCACACAUCGAGCAUUUCGCGUGCGUGGUGACGUCACCGGCUGCCGUAGUUUUGUAACGUUUCCCGUGUACGUGUCGGCGGCUAGUGGCGCCACCUUUUAAAUGAUUUGACAUUCGCCGAAAACUCGAUCGACCGUUCAGAAUCGGGCGGCGGAUCGAGGUCGAAGUGAAUAAAGGUAAAAACUAAUGAUUUUAUUAACUAAUGGUUGUUUAAUUACACUCCGCAUUGCGAAUGAUGCAAGGUUACUGACGACGAUAAAUCAAUUAAGGUUAGUGUGCGUGAGCGACGGUAGAUGGCAGCACCGGCAUAUUUCCGGGGUAUCACCGACGGUAGAGCUACAUGGCGAUAAUUAGCGCAUAUAUAUCGUCUGCCUCGUGCGCCCACCGACCAUGUAUGUAUUUGUCUCACGUGUCUCCCCCCAACCCCCGCCCAUGUGACGUCAUGGCAGAGGCAGCGCCAUCUGGUGUGCAUUUUUUUACCGAAAUCACUUAUGCCCGUCGAGAAAAUGAUGUAUCUCCUGUGUCUGUAGAAAAAAACACUUGUGAAUGUCGUCCAUCCGCACGCCACGCGCGUUUCAUAGCAGCAGCACGUCUCGGCUCGCCGACGAAAGAACGAGUAGUUAGACUGACACCGCAUGUCGCCAUGUGCAUGCGGAUCUACGCCGCCAGAGGGCGCAGUUGUUGUUCGCGGAUUUCUUCGUGUUCGUGCGCGCGCGCCAAGUGCCGGUUUUCCCUCCCUUUAUUCGGGCGGUUUUUACAUUUUUGACUCGAUUUGUUAACAUUAUUCUUGUCAAAGGACCUGAGUGUUGUUUUGUGUAGCUAAUUUCGCGUGCGUGAAUACCCUGGGGGUGAAGGUUGUGAUAGUAAGAUAUACAUACAUAUAUAUAUAUGUAUGUAUGUAUGUAUGUAUGUAUAUAUAUAUAUAUAUAUCCAGCUAGGUCGACUGUCUAGUAGGGGGUCAGGUUAGUGAAGGACGAGCAAGGCAUACUGUCUAGUUUUUAAUGUUCUUUGCCAUAUCAGUACCAGUUCUCACUGCUCUCGCUUGUUCGGUAUCGCCAUCAUUUUAACUGUACAAACUCAAGUGUACGCUUUUGCGUUAUAGUUAUUUCCCUUCUAUAGCUGUCGUACGUAACGAAACGUGUCCGUCGGCGGCGUUUCGAUUCUUAUAUGCAGUUUGUGACUAGCUACAUUUUGUGUGUAGCUAUGAUUAUGAUAGCAGCAAUUUUUGUACGUGUGCGUUCUGCUUGCGGAUCGGUUUAGCAAUCGCCGACUGUGUUGUGUGUAAGCGUCAUCUGCCAUG
This is a messenger RNA of Priapulus caudatus, 7322 nucleotides long. Its product is annotated as FERM, RhoGEF and pleckstrin domain-containing protein 1-like. Gene Ontology annotation, cellular component: cytoskeleton. NCBI's taxonomy places the organism in Eukaryota, Metazoa, Priapulida, Priapulimorpha, Priapulimorphida, Priapulidae. Gene Ontology annotation, molecular function: guanyl-nucleotide exchange factor activity; cytoskeletal protein binding. The record is from RefSeq and is a predicted model, not a curated record. The transcript has 3 exons. Bases 306 to 3761 code for a protein of 1151 amino acids.